This is a messenger RNA of Homalodisca vitripennis (glassy-winged sharpshooter), 3739 nucleotides long. Its product is annotated as S-adenosyl-L-methionine-dependent tRNA 4-demethylwyosine synthase TYW1-like. The transcript has 13 exons. The record is from RefSeq and is a predicted model, not a curated record. Gene Ontology annotation, molecular function: catalytic activity; 4 iron, 4 sulfur cluster binding; FMN binding. Lineage: Eukaryota; Metazoa; Arthropoda; Insecta; Hemiptera; Cicadellidae. The coding region runs from base 142 to 2103 and encodes 653 amino acids. Gene Ontology annotation, biological process: wybutosine biosynthetic process.
UUGCUCGUUGUUACAUCUGUUUUAUUUUUGCUGAAGUUGUUGAUUAUUUAUUUUGGUCGGUGAGGUUAUGUUACUGACUGCGUUUGCAGUAACAUUUUGAAUCAAAUUAUUAUAUGUUGUAACUGAUCAUUUUUAAUUCAAAUGAUUUCAAUUGAAGAAAUUGAACAUUUUGCUUACGAAUAUUAUCCAUUUGUUAUUUAUUUCUCUUUAACAAUAAUCACUACAUCAUUGUUCUUAUACUUCCAUGAAAGUUCAAAACCUUCAAAGAAAAAGGACAUACAUAAUGACCGGCCUAAGUUGAUUGGUUCCAAGGUUUCUGGAGGGCCUUUGAAGAAGAAAGUAUACAGAAAAAGAGAUUCAAAGAUAAAGCCCUCAAAGAUUGUUAUUCUAUAUGGAACUGUUACAGGAAAUUCCAAGGUGUAUAGUCUGAAGUUACAAAACAAGUUGAAGAGUUUAACAGAAGUAACUGUCAUUGACAUCUCUGGCAUUGAUCCGGAGGAGACUUUAUUCGAACUUGCUUCAGUGGAGAAUGUGGUUUUGUUGCUUCUACCCACUCACAGCGAAGGCACACCACCACCGACAGCUGCUUGGUUCUACAAGUGGCUUGGAGAGUCUGCCAGUGAUUUCCGAUAUGACAAAACUUCUUUCAAGAACCUGCACUAUGCUGUGUUUGGUCUUGGAAAUUCUUCAUAUCAGGAACACUAUAAUGUUGUGGGCACACAGGUAGACCAAUGGCUGCAGGACUUGGGUGCACAGCGUGUCUUGCCUCUCGCUCUCGGUGAUGAAGACUCUUUAGAUGAAGAUUUCAACAAGUGGGCUAAACUUGUAGCGGAGUUAGCAACUGCUGAGACUUCGUCUGCCAGUCCGAUUGAUGGGGAGGAAGCACUGGCCAACGGCCUGAUGGACCUGGAGGAGUUGGGACCGGCCUUACGGCAGAUGAGGCAGCAGACCGCAAUCACACCGGUCGUCAAGGAGAUGAUCACACCUACUCUGCGUCAAGCUCUCACCAAACAGGGCUACAAACUUCUCGGCAGUCAUUCCGGUGUGAAGAUGUGCCGGUGGACCAAGGCCAUGCUACGAGGUCGAGGGGGUUGUUACAAACACACCUUCUACGGUAUUGAGUCUCACCGAUGCAUGGAGACUACGCCCAGCCUCGCUUGUGCCAACAAGUGUGUAUUCUGCUGGAGACACCACACCAAUCCUGUCGGCACCGAGUGGCGCUGGAAGACUGACAACGCUGAGGACAUCCUGAGUGAUGCUCUCUCUGCACAUUACAACAUGAUUAAAGAAUUCAAGGGUGUGCCGGGGGUGUUACCUGAGCGGCUGGCAGAAGGGAUGCAGGUGCGACACUGCGCCCUAUCUCUGGUCGGGGAGCCCAUCAUGUAUCCUCAUAUCAACACCUUCGUCCGUUUACUGCACAGACAACGCAUAUCGUCCUUCCUUGUCACAAAUGCUCAGUUUCCGGCAGCCAUACGGGACCUGAGCCCAGUGACACAGCUGUAUGUCAGUGUCGAUGCCAGCACUAAGAGCAGCCUCAAGAAGAUAGACAGACCACUGUUCUCAGACUUCUGGGAGAGGUUUCUAGAUAGUCUUAGAGCACUUUCAAAAAAGGGCCAAAGGACGGUCUACAGACUUACUCUAGUCAAAGCAUGGAAUGUUGAGGAGCUAGAGAGCUACUCACAGCUAGUCUUGUUGGGGAAACCUGACUUUAUUGAAAUAAAGGGAGUCACAUUUUGUGGAGGAGGAGAUGGCAACAGUUUGAAGAUGGAAAAUGUUCCUUGGCAUGAAGAAGUGAUAGAAUUCUCCAAGAAAAUUGCUGCCCUGUUGCCUGACUAUGCACUUGCAUCAGAGCAUGAGCACUCAAACUGUGUACUUAUUGCUCACAAAAAGUUCCUCGUGAAUGGCCAGUGGUGGACUUGGAUAGAUUAUGAUCGGUUUCUAGAGCUUGUGGAUAAGUUUUAUGAAACUGAGGGGAGAGAGACUUUCUCAGCAGAGGAUUAUAUGAUGCAGACUCCAUCCUGGGCUGUAUUCGGAAGUGCAGAGAGAGGGUUUGAUCCUGUCGAGACAAGGUGGCAGAGACGGCCAGCAACUGCGGGCUGUUAGACUAGUGUGGAAUCUCUACACUAAACAUGUCAGGUCAAGUUUUUUCUACGAGAGGCUAGAAACAAUUAACUAUUUUAUUUGUAGGAGACCAACAGCUAAGUUUAUUUUUGUUAUAUACAAAACCUUUUAUCUAAGUCACUAAUGAAGGUUAAGUGAUAAAAUGUAUGAAUCACCAAGAAAAAGGAGAUGUUCAGUUUUUAUUUAAGUGCUACAAUAAAAACUAGUACUGCCAGAAAUAAAUUAUAAAUCAGUUCCUUUGGCUAGCUCAGGUGUAGCUGAGAAAACAUAAAACAUGUUUUACAUAACACUACCUCUAUACAAAUAUCAGUGUAAAACAAUUUUGUCAAAGAUGUUUUUCUUUUUACAAGAUUAUUUUAUAAACAAUAAUCACCCUCCUACUGGUCAGUAACUCAUUUUGAGUUCCUUUAGGUACACUCAGUAAUAGGAAGCGACUCAUGUUGAGUCACUGUGUCAACUCUGUUUAACCAUAAACUUUAAUUCCGACAAGUAUGAUGUCUACAUGUCCUUAAUGAAAUCAACUAGUCCAAAUAACUAUUGAAAUUUAUGAUAAACCUCAUUGAAUUAUAUAUAAAUAAAAUAUUUAAAUUGUGCAAGAUUUGAAAAUAAAUUAUUGAAUUUGUAAAAAGAAUUUACCAACUUGAAAACCGUUCCAAAAUGUUUACAGAACUGUUUAUAUUUUUGAAGUUUUCGGCGAAGACUCAAAUUUGCACUCACUUAAUAGAACAUCAAUUUUUGAUUACUGUGGUGUAACAUUUGUUGCGUUUGUGUGUAAAACAGUAUUUUAUAUUGAUCUAACAAACAAAAAGAAAAAAUAUAUUUUUGGUCAAUUUGUCACUGUUUUGUAUAAGUUAUGUAAAUCUUAAAUAUUUUCACACAGUGCACAGUGUUUUAUAUUUUCUUAUUGGAUGAUAAAUUCUGGGUUAUUUUAUAACUGGGUAUUUUGGGUUUUUCCAAAGAAAAGUUUGGUACAGGACUAGGGAGGUCAAUAUUUGUGGUUUUGUGCUGAGAUUGACUUGUUGCUAAACUUGUUCAGCAACCACUAGUUUUUGCAAGGUAAUAUUUUGUAUGAGUGCUAAUAUUUUGUCCAUACGAAAUUAUAUAUAGUAAGGGUGCCUUUUUAUAUAUAUAAAGCAUGUACAUUUUAUAACUGUUUACAAAACCCCCUUGCAAACUGCCCAAAAUGGACUUCCCAGUAGAGAAGUUACUAUAAGGCCAGUUAGAGAGUAAACUAAAUUCAAGAAUGUCAUUAAAUAACCUAAUAAGAACUAAAAUUCUAGAAUAUCUAUCGCUUAUAAUAAUAUUUAAAUUUAUUUCCUCACUUUAUUUGUUUCAAUUAUUUACUGAUUUUUGCAUUAUAUUGGGGUUAUCAGGACUCCACUGUUAUAAAUACAACAUGACUUUGUAUUCUCAAGAACUUUCUAGCCCCUUUCUUCUUGUGACGGAUCAGAAAUCUGGAAAGAGUGUAGUUUUGUAAGAACGUGAAAGACUUGUAAAUAUUUCUUUUAUAUUUGUUGUCGAAACAGCUGUUUUGUACAAUUAGUUAUCAGUUGAGUUUAAUUUAAGUUUUAUUUAAUUGAUUCUGUUCAAUAAAUAAAUAAAAGUACUAAAAUUAAAA